AUGGCGACGUUGAGCAGCCGUGGAAAUCGCCCAGAAGCAACUGAUAAACAAAAUAAAUCUCCUUUAGCCUCCCCGCAGAAAGUUCGAGAACUUCUGAACGAAGGUGUUGCGUCAGAGGAUAAUGUCUUUGUUUGUGGACAACCAGGUUCAAAUUCCUUGGCUCCAAAUGGUUUAGGCAAAGCCCCAUGUGAAGCAGCAAACAAAGAGGCAUUUUUCACAAGGGUGGAGUCAUAUUCAUGUUUGAAAUGGGCGGGAAAGCCCCGUGUUCUCUCUCCUUUAAGAUGUGCAAGGUUUGGCUGGAUUAAUGUGGACUCUGAUAUGCUAAAGUGCACAAGUUGCCAAGCUUUCCUUUGUGCAUCUAUUCAGCCAACACUCGAUUUCCAGAAAUAUGAGGCACGAGUUUCAGAAUUGACAAAGCAACUUCAGUCACAGCAUGAAAAGUUUUGCUCUUGGCCUGACUUCCCUUGUCCAGACCGGUUCUGGAUGGUUCCGGUUAAUGAGCCAGGGUUGCUGCUCACUUCCUUUCUGGAGCGUUUCAAGAGUGCUUGUAUGCUGGAGCAACAGCUGCCAGCCAUGAAGCCCGAGCAGCUCAAAGCCAUGACACUGACUGAGGAUGUGAUUAGUGUCCUACUCCAGCUGAUUGAGGACGAGCAGAAGAAACAGGGCAGCUUACCCUGUAAGGCAUCGUCCGAUCCACUUUCGGUCCAGGUGGCGGCCUGCAUUGUGGCCCUCUGUGGCUGGGCAGCAAGUCCUGCCCUGCACGCCAUGAACCUGCCCAUCCUUACCUGCUCCUACUGCAUGAGGAAGGUGGGUCUGUGGAACUUCCAUCAGAUGGAGGGUAUGAGUGGAGACCUGGACUGCUCCUCUCAGUCCCCACCCCCAACCCCAACAACAUCCCAGGAGCCCAGCCGCAGCGACAGGCAGACAUCCAGCUCCCCUUCGCAGUCACCAACGCCCUGUCGAAUGAAACUACGCAGCCAGGACUCCAUACGGUCAGAGCAGGAGGGCACUCCAUCACCUCUGAUGGCCCGCACUCGCAACAGAGACUCCCCCAGCCCUAGUGAGGAGAUCCCCAGCCCCUUUUCUCGAAUGAAGAGGCCCAUGACCAGAAGCCGAGGACAGGGAGAUGUCUUGGGGGUCGGGGAUGUGCCCUCCAGCCCCCAGAGAAAGUCUAAACGUCCACGACUGUCUUCCGCCAGCAGCCCUGAGGGCCCCAUGCACAGGAAUGUGUUUGACCCAGUGGCCCAGCACAGGGACUGGUGUCCCUGGGUGAGCGUGGGGCGGGAGGAGAGGAGCUUGGCUGGAUCACUGCGUGAAGGCUCAGAGGCUGAGCUGCCUCAACCUGGCUGGAGAGCUGCCCUCACCCUCUUUCUCUCCAUGAAGAGGAGCCUUAGUCCAAUCGGAGCCAGUCCCUCUCAGGGUCCUCAUGACAAGUCAAAGAAAGUGUUUACGAUAUUCCGUCAGUGGCAGGUAUCCUCUCCCUCGCAGUAGGUUCUCUCAGUGGGAUGUCAGCAAAAAACAGAAAGUCGUUUUUCAUCUGUGUGGUACGUUGUCCUCCUAAUACCAGCAGUGGUUUCUUAUCAGUGAUUUUCUCCACCAGACAGCUUGUUCACUGCGAUGAGGGUUAUCAGCGAGAGUGACAAAAAAAAAUUCACAUGGAUCACAUGGACCACAUGGAACAUUGGCUUUUGUCAAUCAGUUACAACUCUCCACACUUCGGGAGAUUUGUGGCCAUCCAGCGUGUAGCAUUUAUACACUUGAAAACCACAGUAAGACCUUACAUGUAUGGACAAUGUUGACUGGCCAGCAUCCUCUUACCUCAUCAGGACAGCGUGGGAAUCCUGUCUCUGCCUUUGUGAUCCUGUGUCAUAUCACGCAACCUAAAAUAAGGGAUGGUCGUUGAACACCGUCAGUAGGCAAACACUGGAAAACAUGCUUCAGUAAUACCACUCAAUGUAUUUCUGAAAGUAGUGAGGUCCAGGGAAUUGUAUGUUUACCUAAGGCAUGCCUUCAGUUGUGAGAAGGAUUUUUUUUUCCUUUUUUUUUUUUUUUGCAGUGUUAAAGAACUAGAUGUAGAAUGUCAAAUCCCAUUUUGUGAUGUGAUAAGGGAAAAACAGUGUGUUAGAUACGUUGUUAAAGUAUUGUCAGUGUUUUCAGAUACUCAACCCGUAAGAGGGUUUGUGAAGUGACAGACUAAGCAGAUGAACACACAUGUGCCAUAGAAACACUGAAUCUGUGGGUUGGUCUUGUUCAUUGCUUUGUCUGUGAACUGUUGCCUUUUUUUAGUCAAUGCAGUAACCUCUACCAUGCAUGUCCUUCUCAGCUGUUAGUCGUUUUAAUAAACUUGAUAACUUUGUUA
Messenger RNA from Chanos chanos (milkfish), 2359 nucleotides. RefSeq names its product zinc finger, C3HC-type containing 1 (gene zc3hc1). Gene Ontology annotation, molecular function: zinc ion binding. The record is from RefSeq and is a predicted model, not a curated record. The coding region runs from base 1 to 1491 and encodes 496 amino acids. Lineage: Eukaryota; Metazoa; Chordata; Actinopteri; Gonorynchiformes; Chanidae. Gene Ontology annotation, cellular component: nucleus. The transcript has 10 exons.